CAAGUAGUUAACUCCUGUGUGAAAAAUUUGCGAGACUCCUGAGUGAAACAGCACAUCCUAGUCCCUAAAGGAAUCCUUUUGAUUUACCCUGCUUGUGCUUCUCUACAUGAAUCUACCCAAGAUUUUGUGUGUGUGUGUGUGUGUGUGGCGUGGGGGGGGGGGCUUAAAGAGAAACGCCAAUACUAUUGUAUCUCACCAACUUUGUGCAUUUGUUGUGCAGCCCAAUCUUGUGCCCAUUUAGUCACUUGAUGCUACUCUCAUGUAAGUGCAACCAUACAAAAUUAAGAAAGGUCUUGAACUGUUUUGUGCACCUGCAAAGAGAGGUGAAUACCUAUUUGUAACAGCAACUCUAACGGAAGAGAAUGAGACUUCUGCAUCAAAGUCACUCCAUUGCCUCUGCCCAUGAAUUAUGAUGAACUUCUCAGCACAUAGCAAAACCUUAACUGCUAAAGCCACUGCGAUGUUACUAAACAAAGGUGAGUAUUAAAGUAGUACAACCCAGCUGAGACAAGCUUAAAUACUAGAGUUCCUACUUUUCCUUUUGCAACAACUUGGUUCAACCCCUGGGUGUGUCCCAAUACAUGUAAAUUUGCACAAUCUGUGCAGUGGAGCCUACAUUGCUCACACAAUUGCGUCAGACCUGUGCAAACAAAUGACACUUCUGGAAGCACCGAACUAGACUAUUUAAGGGGCAGCAUUUAAAGGCUCAGCUACAACAUCGAGGCUGCAUUCUCUGUAUACAGCAGGAAUUUGCACUUCAUCUAAAAGGUAGGACAUGAUUUCUUAGAGAAACUACAACUCCAGGAAUAGAGGAAUGAUGCAGUUGGUAAUAUGUUUCUUCAGUUAUUUAAGUACUCGGGGUUUCUCUCAGACUGUACUGUUUCUCUUAGAAAUUGUAUGAAAAAAUCAACUGUGUUCUUUAAAAUUGUGGGUGGCAGUUCGAUGUGUAUCUCUUCUUCAAAUGGUGCCUUUCUUAAAUUUUGAGUAAUGUGCAUGAUGUCCCCUGAUUGUGUUAAUCAUGGGCUCUAAGACUGGAGUUUUAGGUUGAUUUCAACAAGUAUUCUUACUUACAGUUAGCCUGUGCUAUACUUUAAAGCACAUUAUAGUCACUUUUGUGUAAAGGACAGGGCUUUGGAUUCUUUUUGCAGUUCCAAUGCAGGAAUUGGGAAGAAUUGCCAUUUGAUUUCAAUCCAGUUCCCACAAAGUAUGCAAUCAUAUACAUAUCCAUUGAGUUCAACAGAACUUUCUCAUGAGUAAGUGUGUAUAAGAUUGCAGCUGUUAUGAGCUGAGAGAUUGCCCAUAAAUGUUGUGUCAUUUUGGUAGCAGUUCUGACACCUUUUAAAAUUCCUCACUUACAAUUUGUUAGUACGGAAGAUAUUGGAAGCAGGAUAAAGCACUGCUACUGUGCAACUUUCCUUCUUUCUUACAAUCAUCCUGGCUUCAGAGUCCAUAAUGAAUGAUGUGCUGUAACAUUUUGAAAGUUUCAGGAGCUUGGUGAUUUUAGCAUGAAAUGGAUAAUCAACACAAUCCAGAAGAAUUUAACCAUUGCUGAAUAGACAAAUGAUUCUCCCAUUUGCUGGAUUAGACAGAUUACUCUCCCAUUAAAAUUGGUUGGGCAUAUACACAGUUAACAUUAGAUGGGUCAUGAUAUGAUUUCUCAGUUGUAUAUGAAUGUAUACCGCAUUGCUUGAAGUAUGGGUAUUUAAUAAACAUAUCAAAUUUGGGGGAGGGGAGGUUGUAAUAAAACCAAAUACUUUAUAUUUCUUCUCCCAUUCCCUUGCAUGUUCUCACACACAUUCUGAGACAGUUUCUCUUCUUCACAACCUUAUACAUGCAUAAUAUAAACAUCAAUUGUAUAUUCCAUAUAUGUGUUGAAGGUGUUGGAUUAAGGACACAUUCUUAAAAUUAUAACACAGAUCAAUUUUUUCCUCAUGUUGCUCUACGCACAGUGAGGCUUGUGGCAUUUUUUGCUCUAGUGAAUGAAAUGAUUCUGUAACCUAACUAGCGUGGAUUCUGCUCCUGAGAAAUUAACACAAUGGGAUGUGGAAUCUUGGAGUGUUGCAUACCAUUGUUAUCCAUACAGAAAUUAUCUGGGAAGAAAGUCAACCCCACUGAUGUUACUCCUAUGUAGAAAGUAUACACUUAGAAAUAACUACCACAUAGAUGGCAAAAACAACCCUUUUCCAUCUUCUCUCAACAGAACAGUGCUCAUUCCUUCCUAAAAAAAAAAACAUGAAAAGCUGCUGCCCACCCCAAACAGUUAAUUUUUUUGUUUGUUUGUUUAAAAACUCGAGGAAGACAGAAAGCAACAUCUAGGCAAGGUGCUGUGGCAAGCAGAAGGCAGAUCUCACUACCUUGCAGUGGGUUGGUAAUUUUUGACCAUUACAGUAUCAAUCAUAGCCAUGAACCUCAGUGGUGUUUCCUUUGUUUAGAUGGAUAUAGUUAACUGCCUCUCUUGUAUAAUUGAAGCUCUAGAGUGUGUCUUGGGAAGCAAAGGCAAUUCCUGUCCCACGUGGCACAGCAGCCUGUUGGGAUUCUGACAGCCUCCUCUCCCUUUCUCUCCCCAGCUAUGUACGGCGGGAUCUGCCUCUGCGUGCUCCUGGCUGUGCUGGCCAUCAGCUCCUCCGGGCAGCACAUAUCAAGAUCCCUCAAUGGCAACUCCUUGGCUGCUGCUAUCGAGCAGAAUUUUCCAGAAAAACACCGGCCUGCCCGUACUCCAGAUUCCAAUCAGCGGGUGGAAAGCAACAUGGAUGAAAAAGCCAAUCUUGGAGUUCUGUUGGCCAGAUACCUCCAGAAAGCCCGAAGAGGUACUAAUGGAAAGCCCCCUGACCCUAAGAAAGAAAGCCAAGACUACUUGGGCUGGAUGGAUUUUGGACGCCGCAGUGCUGAAGAAUAUGAGUACUCUUCUUAAAGAGCAUCAAAUUAGGCUUAAAGGAAAUGAAAAUCAAGUCCCAUUUCUGUACAAAAAUUGCACCAUUUACAAAUCAUUGUUUUUAAAAAAUCUAUGUACUUGAUGUAAAUGUGUCUAAAACUAUACAAUGCAAUAUAUAUUAUAUAAACAUAUGCAUAAUUUUCAAGAAAAAAUAUUCUCUUUCUCCUAUAGUUUCUUAGCACUCACUGAAGACAAAUUAAAAGUGUUUUGCUCAUCACUACAAGUGUUGGUCCAUGUUGAAAUCCACUGCUGAAGAAAAAUACUUUCAAGUCUACCAUACUCUAUUUCUUAAUCUGAACAAUUUUCAAAGAAGUGUAUUUUUUAAAAGUAAUGGGGUUGCAGGCUAUGGAUUUGAUCCAGAUGUAAUCAUACUGAAAGUAGACGCACUGUAAUCAGUGAACUUAGGGUACAAUCCUAUGUAUGUUCUGAUGAAAAAGUUCAAGUGGAAGGGAUGCUGGGGUAGUAAGAACUUUUUCUCUUGAAACGUGCAUAGAAUUGUGCCUUUAGUCACAACUGAUUUCAGUCUUGUGGAUUUGAAUGGAUCUACUCUAAGUAUAACUAAGUUUGGAUCCAACUCAGUCUGUUCAGCUGUUGAGGUGGUAGAUGAGCUUUCUCAUGAAAAGCAUGUUCAGGGUUCCGAGAAUCUAUUUAAAUUCGUGUCAAACAAAUCUCAAGUGCAAUCAUUUUCUUUUGUGAAGCCAAUGUGAAAAUUCUGCUAAAACUAUUAAUUCUGGAAUAAAUGGAACAUCCCUUGGCUCGUGGUGACUCAUACAUUUGUUUUGCAAUGCAAGGUGAACCUCCUUACUGCCACUGCACACAACAGAGCGUGCUAUUAUUUUGCUGUGGUGUGAGGGAAGACAAAUGUAGUAAUUUCAAUAUGAGGAUCAUUAUACAUUGGGAGAAAUCCGGAUGUAAAACAAGCCAAAAUCAAACAAAAUGAUAGAAUAUAUUAUAGGCAUAUUUUUCAGUUUCUCAUUUCAUAAAUGCUUUUGCAAAAGUUGAAUACAUAGUUCUGCUUCUCAAGAGAUCAGUGAAAUGACAUGUAAGAAUGACAAAAUUCAGAGAGAAGAGCAGAAAUGUACUGGGAAUAGAAUUCUACUCCCACAAGGAAAGGAGCUGAAAAGAAGCUCAAACUCUCCAAUAAAGUUGUUCAUUGAGACUGACGGUAUGAGACUAUUUCCAGUUACUGAACUUCUAGCUGAGGCUGUUACAAGAAAGGACCUUACUGUUCUUGAAUGAUGAGUAGCAGAUGGCUAAAAAGAGGGGCUCCUGUACCCCUAAUAGCUGUAGAACAAGUGAGAAGACACUAGGCUUGUGAGAUCUAGUCUGCUUUUCAGUACAACUCUGAGAUUCACAAACCAGAAUCAAAAGCAAGAGACAUACACGUGGAAUUAAUGGAUCCUGAGACCAGAAAUUGUUUCUGACCACCAGGACUGAACACAGCUUUUCAGACAAAAAUCCAUUCUUGCAUGUGUUCUUUCUCUCACUUGGGGACACAAAUACACACACUGCUUCAUUUCAGCAGUAGAUACCUUUCUUCUUUGUUGUUAGAUUGUUAGGCCACUGGGAGUCAGAAAUCUUUACCCUUCUGCUUCAAAGCACACAGCAAUCUUGCUAGGAGUUUCUGUCUACCUUCUGCCCCCUGCCCUCUUGCUACAGAAGGGGGAAUUCAGAAUGUAUCU
This is a messenger RNA of Varanus komodoensis (Komodo dragon), 4614 nucleotides long. It is a transcript of the gene CCK, whose product is annotated as cholecystokinin. The record is from RefSeq and is a predicted model, not a curated record. Gene Ontology annotation, molecular function: neuropeptide hormone activity. Gene Ontology annotation, cellular component: axon; extracellular region. Lineage: Eukaryota; Metazoa; Chordata; Lepidosauria; Squamata; Varanidae. The transcript has 2 exons. Gene Ontology annotation, biological process: digestion. The coding region runs from base 2570 to 2911 and encodes 113 amino acids.